Molecule: messenger RNA, 879 nt
Organism: Cynara cardunculus var. scolymus (artichoke)
Lineage: Eukaryota; Viridiplantae; Streptophyta; Magnoliopsida; Asterales; Asteraceae
Product: transcription factor bHLH113-like
Exons: 5
Coding region: 1-837 (278 amino acids)
Biological process (GO): regulation of transcription by RNA polymerase II
Cellular component (GO): nucleus
Molecular function (GO): DNA-binding transcription factor activity, RNA polymerase II-specific; RNA polymerase II cis-regulatory region sequence-specific DNA binding; protein dimerization activity
Source: RefSeq, a predicted model, not a curated record
AUGCCGCAAAACGAGGCUGCGGCCAUUGACCCACUCGCCGGAGGAAGCUUUUCCCGGCUCCUCUUUUCAGACGUCGAAGUCGAUGACGCUAUUACUGAUCAUCGCCACCGCCACCGCCACCACCAGCCUGAUAACACCACCGCCGUCGGUUCCAGUCGUCGCUUCACCUUUUCUGCCGAUCAAAAGCCACCUAAAAUGCUGUGCUUCGGCGGAGAUUAUACCAAUGACAUCUCUGCUGUUUCAUUAACUCCUCAGAAUUCCUCCACAACCACCACCGACGAUAACAAUAACUCAUCGUCGCCGUCGUCUACCACCAACAGCACCACCACCACCUCUUUAUCAUCUAAUUCUAAUAUGAAAAGAAAUAUGAUCAGGUGCGAUUAUUUUCAGCCGGUUGUACUUCCAGUUAGUUUCACCACCACCGGCGCCACCACCACCACCACCCCGAUGACGACUACCCGCCGGAACUAUAAAAAAACGAGGGCCGAAAACACACCUCCGGCCAGCCAUGCAAAGGUGAAGAAGGAGAAGCUUGGAGAAAGAAUUGCAGCACUGCAACAGAUGGUGUCACCUUAUGGCAAGACGGACACUGCAUCGGUACUACAUGAAGCGUUUGGAUACAUCAAAUUCCUUCAAGAACAGGUGCAGGUCUUGUGCUCGCCGUAUUUGCAGCGUCCCGCGUCGGCACACAUUGAAGGGGAAGGGAAGAAGGAUCUGGGGAGCAGGGGGUUAUGUCUGGUCCCAGUGGAGUGCACCCUUCAUGUGGCAGAAAGCAACGGUGCUGAUCUCUGGUCCCCUGCGAUGGUUAAUCGUCCACCACUGCACCUGGCUCAAUAAAACUGAACCACCUUUUGCAUACUACAAUGGCAGCCUACAAGA